AGAUAAAAGGUAGUAUUCCAUUUUUGAUUAAUAACAAUAACAACAUUAGGUUAAAUCUUAUCAUUCAUUUACAUGAAAUAUUUUAUUAUUUUUUUAUGAAAGUGACAAACCUCUCAUAUUUUAAACAAUGGAUAAACAAUAGAAUAAAGAUUCAUAGAGAUUUUUUAAUAUAUCCAAAACUAUUAUGUGAUAAACUAUUAUUACAUACUAUCCAUUUUUCAAAUUGUAUGACAGCAUUAUGAAAUUGGAUUUAAAUAUGGCGUCUGGUGUCAGCUGUUUAUUUGCUACAAAACAGCUGUAUUUGACAGUAAAAGAUAACAAUAAACAUACCAUAUAAAUACAUUAGUGCAUUUAUAUUUUAAACAAUAAACGAACUUUUCUUUUAUAGGUAUAAACCACAGAUAAACAAUGGAUACAAUAAAGAAAGAUUUACUUGUGCCAACAAAAUAUAUAAAAGUAAUAGAUGGCAGAAUCUGUUUAACUGUUCAUAGAAAUUGGCUUGCUAAUUUACAUACUAUGGGUCCAAUUUCUUUUAUUAAUCAUGAACGAUUAAGAGAAGAUGAAGUUGCUGCUCAUCCUAUGUUGGAUGAGUUAGGGCCAGAUUGGAUGCGAAUAUAUAUUAGGGUGUAUAAGAAGCAGCAUAAAUAUGCUGUUCCACUUCCAAGGGGAAGGCAUGCGAAUGGAAAUACUCAAGCAGAUUUAACAUUUUCUCAGUUAAUGCAUUACGUCGCCGAAACUAACUAUAGAAAUUUAUGGAAAGAAUGUUAUAAGAAAUAUUAUAGUCCAUGGAAUUGUAUAGAACAAAGAGAUCAGUGUAAUAUAACAGCUAAUGUAAGUGAUACAUCGAUAAUGCAAGAAGUGUUACAAAAGAUGUAUGGUUGUGCUUUAAUUCAAAUUCAAAAUGGAUCAGUUGUAUCUAUAUCACCUGGUGUAUCCAAUCAAGUACAUUGCAACCUUCUUCCAGUACUAUGCGCUAUUGAAACCGCAUCUGCUUUUCUAACAUUACACGAGCAGACAGCAGAAUAUUCUGUUAGGGAGUGUGUUAUGUACAGCCCUGCUGCUCUAAGCACAAGUCAUGGAAAACCAUUAUUUCUGAUAUACCAAUUAUUACAGUUAUCUAGAGAUUUGCACGACAGGGGUUUAGUAUUAGGAGAAAUUACUCUCAGUGAUAUAUUACUUAUGGAUAAUUUUACCAUUCAGGUAUUACCUAAACUAAGCGAUAAUAUAUAUUUAAAACCUGAACCCGAACCGCCUAAAGUUUCUGCUGCUCAAGAAAUGAAAGGAAAAAGUUUCAAUGGUCAUAAAAGAAAUUUUGAUAUUUCAACUGUUAUGUCACGAGGAAACCCUGAAUUUGGAAUGAACGAAAAUAUUGAAAAAUUAUGUGAAAUGUGGGUGUAUAACUGUAUCAGUAAUUAUGAUUAUUUAACUGCAUUGAAUAAUAUGGCUGGUAGAAGAUACGGAGACCCGAGUUGUCAUCACGUAAUGCCUUGGGUCACAGACUUCACAUCUCGAUGUGGUGGUAAUUGGAGAGAUUUAACGAAAUCCAAGUUUCGAUUAAACAAAGGCGAUAGGCAAUUAGACUUAACAUUUGAUGCGCAAUCUACAGAAGUGGGACAUCAUGUAUCAGAUGUAUUAUCAGAAAUAACAUAUUACGUUUAUUUAUCACGUCGCUAUGAUAAAUCUGUUCUUUGCAAAUACGUUAGACCUCAGUGGGUUCCAGGUGAAUAUCCUGCUUCUAUACAGAGAUUACAUGAUUGGAGUCCAGACGAAUGUAUACCACAAUUCUUUAUUGAUCCCAGUGUUUUUAAAUCUAUUCAUGAAGAUUUACCGGAUUUAGAAAUUCCCAGUUGGGCCACAUCACCGGAGGAUUUUAUCGAAAGGCACAGAGAAGCUCUAGAAAGUUUUCACGUAUCCGAAAGAUUGCACCAUUGGAUAGAUCUAACUUUUGGUUACAAGCUGUCUGGUUCAGCAGCUGUAAAAUCUAAAAAUGUUUGCUUACAGCUUGUUGAUAAUCAUACAAGUUUAACUAAUACUGGUAUAGUUCAACUUUUUACGCAACCACAUCCACAAAAAAUUAUUCCUUCCCCUUAUUGGUGUAAAAUUCCACCUCGAUUGCGUUCAUCUUUUAUUAUUAAUAAGUAUAAGAAUGAUCAAUCUGGGAAUAGAACUAGUGACGACGAAGGUCACAGUUCAGGAUUCGAAGAGGAAGAAUUACCAGCAUCAAUUCUAAGUACAUCAAGAUCAUCACCUUUGGUUUUAAGUAGAUUAUUAAGUCGCUCUAGAGGCUCUUUACUUUCUACAGAGGACAAUGUCAAACAAGAUAAAUCCACAAAUCAGACGAUAAUUCUUCCAAAAGACUAUAAUCCUGUUACAGCCAUCAUGCAAGUGGAAACAAUGCAUACAUUUAUGAACAAAGUGAGCUCUCAAGUUUAUAAGCCAGAAAUUGAAGUACACGAGUCGUCUACAAAUUAUAAACAAAUUGUUGCUAGUGGACGUAUUAAAGAACAACAAAUCCUUGGUUGUUUAAUUGUGGAAAUAUUUUUAUCCAACAAAUUUAGAGCAACAUGGAACGUCGAAAAGAUGUCAUUCGCUAAAAGACUUACUACCUGCUUGAACACCUUAAAACUGUCCGCCGAUAGUUUACCAAAGUGUGUAAGAAAUGCCGUCGCUUUAUUACUUCAGGUUGAUAUUAUUCCCAGAAGUUAUAACGUUGAUAAUAUAGAAGUAACUGAUACACCAUUUCGUUAUCCGACUGUUACGUACAUGGGCCUUCCUCCGCCUUCAGCCCAUCAAUUUCUUCAACCGAUACUUUCUGGAAGUUUGUUUCCAUUUUCGAAGUAUUACAAGCAUUUAUUUAAUAUUGUAGAAAUGUUACAAGAAUAUAAUAGUUUGGUACGUGAGUUAAAUUUCAUCAUGAAAUCUGAAGAAGACAUGGAUGUUAUACUUAAAACAAAAACAAAAUUCCUUUGUAAAAUCAGUGAAUGUAAAGUCAAAGCGAUUGCAAUUGAAUUGGAGCAUUUAUUAUCCCAUACCGGAAUCGCAAGGGAAGCUUGUUUAGAGCUGAUAGUACCACAUAUACAACAAAUAAUGGAAGAAUCUUACAGUGCUGUUUUAGCUGCUUGGUAUUUAUUUGAUCCUAUUGCUAAGGCACUGGGUCCUAAAGACACUGCACAGACAUUCCUUUUAUCCAUUAUGAGAUUAUACGAGAAUGGUUCCUUUAUGGAUAAUUCCCCAUAUGCUGAUAUAUUUCCUUCAGGACUAGUAGCAAAAUUUAAAACUACGCGUUUAUAUCACAGAAAUUUUUUGUUAAAACUUAUGGUAAGGUUGGGUCUACGAAGAUUUUUAGAAAAUUUUAUUACACCUCUCGUGGAAGCGGUUGGAGGAUACAGAGAUUAUAUUCAAGGAUCUUUAACUUAUACCCACAAAAGUGGCAACCUUAAAACUUGUGAUUUAAGUGGAAUUAGUAAUGAAGGGGAAGGAAUUUUGUCCCCUUUGGAUGAAGAUUUUUCUGCUGAUUCGGAGCAUAAUAUUCCUUUAUCCCCUGGACCUGUAAAUAAUGAUUGUAUGCGUGAUAUAAAUACAAAUGAUAAUGAUGUCGAAGAAGUAUUUACAAUGGAAACAGAAGAAAAUUCUUCUGUCUCUGUAAACUCUGGUGUAUCGUACGAUAUUGAUUCGCACGUUGAUUUAAAUUUGAAUCUCAAUGAUGAUUUAAAUGAGGAAGGAAAUAAAAUUUCACCUGUUAAAUCAGUUAAAUCACCAACGAUUCCAAUACCAAAAGCCUCCAACUCUUUGAAUAAGUCAAUAACAGAGUUCAAUAAUAUUAGUUGCAACGUAGGAAGUAAGACUUCUAACGAUGAAUUUACUUAUAGCGGACUUACCCAUUCUGAUAAUAAUUUCGAAGAAAUAUCUACUGUCGGAUUAGAAGAACAAAAUCCAACAAUCAUUCAAACAGAUGAUAUCAAAUCUAAUGCUGCGAUACACGAAGAUAUUCAUAUUGAUAAUAUUUACCAAAAAUCUACUUCAAAUGAAUGUACUACCUCCGAAAUGAGCGCAGAAUCUAUUAUCUGGUUAUCUCAUCGACUUGGUCCUGUACUUACUGCUCGCUAUUUAUCUAGAAAUUUAUUAAGAAUGCUUACAUUGUGUUACACUGGGAAAGAAAAUUUAACAAUAAUCAGUGAUACUUUGAUAACUAUGGAAGGAAUCAGUUGGAACAAAAAGGUUUUAAUUGGUGAUCAUAAUGCUGCUAAAGUUUUGGAAUGUCUUGCAGCUAUCGCAGGUCUAUAUGGAGAACAGAUUAUAGUAUUACAAUACUUCGCGCAUAUGGUGGAACUUUUAGCACUUUGUAAAAGAAAAUUAACGCAAAACUUGGAAGGCGGAUUAAUUUCAUGUUUAACUCUUUUAAAUCAUAUUACACCGUAUUUGAGUGAUGCAGUAUUGAUGGAUGUACUACAUGAAUCAAUUGUAAAAGCGAUACUAUAUCCUACAGUUCGAAUACUAUCAUCUACAAGAUUUACUUUUCCAAAUGGUGUAGAAGCACGUAAUGUAAUGGCAGAAAAAUGUUUAGAAACUUUGUUCAUGUUUAGUUUACGAUUAGGAAGUGUCAUUACACGGAAUCAUCUAGCUGUACCUAUUCAACGAUUUUUCUUAGCAUUUGAUAAAUCCUUUAAUCAGAAUGGUGCAGGAAACUAUAAAAAUGAAAUUGGUCAAAAAACAAUAAGUGAACAUUUAACAAGGAUCAAAAUUUCGAGCGAAGAUAAUAAAGACGUUCUCGGAGUUCAAUCAAAUUUUAAUGCGGAUGUCGCGGAUUCUUAUUCUCCACCAGCUACAGAAAAUAUGGAUGUGUCAGAUCAUCAAAAAAAUAAAGCACUAGAAGAACUAAGAGCCGUGUUCACAGCAGAGUUUGCUCACAAAACGUACAUGCUUUUUUACAAAUGUAUCGACAGUGAAAUAAUGGAACAAAUACUUAAAAAUCAUGAACAUAUACAUAAUUUGUGUCGGAAAUAUGAACAAGAAGCAAGAAUCGCUUGUUCUAACAGCGAUAAUGCUUCAUAUAAUAGUAACUACAACAUGACGGAAAACGCAGAAUUAGUAAAUAAAGAUGCAUUAAAUUUUGAAAAUAUAUCAGUGGUAGGAAAUAGAUUCUCGGUACAAAAGAAUAAUAUCGGUGAUCGUGUAGUAUCUGAAGGUGCAUCUGAAGCGAAUUACUCUUCGUCCAUUGGAAGACAGUUACGAGGGAACUGGUUAGCAUAUUGGGAACAUGAAAUUGGAAGAUCAGAAAAAGAUACGGCGUUUAAUAUAAAGCAAAUAAAAUUACAAACUUUUAGCGGUCACACUAACAGUGUCAAAUGUCUAUCCGUAUUAGAUAAUGAAAAUAGUUUUAUGAGCGGAGGAAGAGACAAGACUGUAAAAUUAUGGAGUUUGCGAAGUCAGGGAGAUGGAAAUACCGUUUCGUCUUGUCAGUAUACUUAUACUGGACACAAAAAAUCUAUUCUUGCCCUUACGUUCCUAGAAUCUUUAAGAUACGUAGUCACUUGUGACGGAACGAUUCAUUGUUGGGAUCCUUUCAUGGGUUCUCUUCUUGGAUGCCCAGAAAGUUCUCGACCUGUUCCUGUGAAUACACUUGUCGCAAGCCCUUCGCCGUGUACAACUUUACUUGCUGGAACAACUGAUAUUACACUCAGAGUUAUUGAUUGUAGAACUUUUCAAUAUGUAAAUGAAAUGAAGGUAUCUGUGAAUCCAACAGGUUUAAUUAGAUGUAUCGCAGUAGCGCCUAGUGGUUACUGGGUUGCGUUAGGACAGGCAUCAGGCUUUCUAACAAUUUUAGAUAUUCGCACUGGUCUUAUCAUUGCCUCCUGGAAGGGUCAUGAAUGCGAGAUAUUACAAUUAGAGGCAAUCAAUGAAACAACUAUAAUUAGUUCUUCGCUGGACGAAACUAUUGCCGUAUGGAGUGCAUUGGAUGGGAAACUUAAAUUUCAUAUGAAGGGUUCUACCGAACCAGUGCAUUGCAUGGCUACUUACGAACAAGAAUUAAUAAUAGGAACAACAGCAAAUCGUGUUGGAGUUUACUCGUCCAUUGAAACAACAACAUCAUUUUCAUCAUCAAAAUUAAAAUCUGAUACUUUUAAAGGACUUCUCACUACAAUGGCAGUGCUCCCUCUUAAUAGAUUACUAUUGUUAGGUGCAGAUAAUGGAGGUAUAACAUUGAUUUGUUGAAUAUUGUACAUACAUAAAUAAAACUUCUAAGUAUAUAAAUAAAUUUGAAUAUAAUUUAGGAAUGUAAUAUAAUUUCAC
This is a messenger RNA of Osmia bicornis bicornis, 6291 nucleotides long. It is a transcript of the gene Wdr81, whose product is annotated as WD repeat-containing protein 81. Gene Ontology annotation, biological process: aggrephagy. The transcript is spliced from 22 exons. Bases 409 to 6213 code for a protein of 1934 amino acids. Lineage: Eukaryota; Metazoa; Arthropoda; Insecta; Hymenoptera; Megachilidae. Gene Ontology annotation, molecular function: phosphatidylinositol 3-kinase regulator activity; protein binding. The record is from RefSeq and is a predicted model, not a curated record. Gene Ontology annotation, cellular component: mitochondrion.